UUUAUUGAUGAUCCGAGUUUUUUCGUAAAAAUUUUAAUCAUUUCGUGCAGAAAGUUUUUCAUCAAAAAGUGGUGUAUUUUCAUAGUUUUUCGAUAUUUAAAAAGUGAAAAUAUGAUGUUUGAAUUUGGGACGUGUUAUGUCAGUUAAAAACGGUUAAAAAUGUUAUAUGUAGCCUACAGUAGUAAUUAAUCAAAGGAUGCAAUCUUGGACACAUCGCUGUAAACAAGUCAAAACAAAGAAAAAGUUCAACCAAAAUUGCAUCCCAUCAGGAAGCAGUAGCUGCUGCUGCUGCAAGUGUUUGCAUUAGGAAGUGCAGCAGUGGCGUUGUUGUCACGGAACGGCUCGUAACAAUCCCGCAAACGCUCGGGACGAAGUUGGCGUGAAUGUGUAGCGCUUGUUUGGUUUUGGUAGGAGUGACUGCAUACCAUCUCCAAUGGCGCAAUCAUUCAGCUGGUACCAUCACAAUUACCUUGGACCGACCAAAACCGAGGACCAACUGAAGGCCAAAUCGGUUCCGCUGUGUUCGGUGAACGAUGUGCAGUUGCGGUUUCUCUGUCCAGAUGAUUUGGAGGAAGUGCGAACACUAUGCCAGGACUGGUUCCCCAUCGAUUACCCACUGUCGUGGUACGAGGACAUCACAUCCAGUACACGGUUCUUUGCGUUGGCUGCGGUGUACAACCUGACGAUCAUUGGUUUGAUUGUGGCUGAGAUAAAACCCUUCAGCAAGCUGAACAAAGAGGAUCGAGGCAUCCUGUCGGAGUCGAUGGGUCGCGACGCCGACGUCGGCUACAUCCUAUCGCUGGGCGUACACCGUAAGUAUCGUCAGAACGGUAUCGGAUCGCUACUGCUGGAUUCGCUCAUCAACCACCUAACAACGGCCGAGCGCCAUAAAGUGAAGGCCAUAUUCUUGCAUGUGUUAACUACAAACCAAACCGCCAUACUUUUCUACGAACGAAGAGGAUUCGUUCUCCACUCGUUCCUGCCUUACUAUUACUCGAUUCGGGGGAAGUGCAAAGAUGGCUUCACGUACGUCUCGUACCUCAACGGAGGCCACUCACCGUGGACGUUAUAUGAUCAUCUGAAGUACUGGUGCUCAGUGGUGGUCACAGCAGGAGGGCUCUGCUCCUGGCUUAGCGGACGCAUCCGGAGCGCAUUUCGUUGGGUUUGCUACCGUACCAUAUCGAGGUUUACGUUUACGCAGGACAACUAGAGCACAGCAGCAGUAUCCUCCAGUGUUUUCCCGGUGAUUCGUUAUAGUCAAAUAUUUAAGUUCGGUAAGCACAAAUUUUAAAUUAAGACAGAUGAUCAAAUGACACGGUGCGCCAGCUGUUACAAAUAGCGCCACGAUUUUUUUAACUAUCACAGGUUUAGUAAUAAGAAGCUAGUUAUUGUAAUUGUUGACCAAGGAUUAUUUAUUUUCCCGGAGAAAAUACGAGAUGUACAUUUGA
Messenger RNA from Aedes albopictus (Asian tiger mosquito), 1448 nucleotides. It is a transcript of the gene Naa60, whose product is annotated as N-alpha-acetyltransferase 60. Lineage: Eukaryota; Metazoa; Arthropoda; Insecta; Diptera; Culicidae. The transcript is spliced from 5 exons. The record is from RefSeq and is a predicted model, not a curated record. Gene Ontology annotation, molecular function: protein-N-terminal amino-acid acetyltransferase activity; histone acetyltransferase activity. Gene Ontology annotation, cellular component: Golgi membrane. Gene Ontology annotation, biological process: N-terminal peptidyl-methionine acetylation. The coding region runs from base 434 to 1210 and encodes 258 amino acids.